AAGAUAAUGAUAAAGACCCAAUAGAAUGGAUUGAAGCCUUUACUAGAGCAUGUGUUGGUAAUAAUGUAAAUGAAACUAGAAGGCUAGCAAUUAUACCAAAUUUUCUUAAAGGAAAUGUUCUUUCUUGGUAUAAUCAAAACAAAGAUAGUUUUCAAGUUUGGAAAAGCAAUAUCUAUCCUACUCAUGCAUUUACAAAUCUAUUUAAACAAAAAUUCU
Molecule: messenger RNA, 216 nt
Organism: Dentiscutata erythropus
Lineage: Eukaryota; Fungi; Glomeromycota; Glomeromycetes; Diversisporales; Gigasporaceae
Source: the annotation of a GenBank genome assembly